Girardinichthys multiradiatus is the source of this 3216-nucleotide messenger RNA. RefSeq names its product G protein-coupled receptor 157 (gene gpr157). Gene Ontology annotation, biological process: cell surface receptor signaling pathway; adenylate cyclase-activating G protein-coupled receptor signaling pathway. Gene Ontology annotation, molecular function: cAMP binding; G protein-coupled receptor activity. NCBI's taxonomy places the organism in Eukaryota, Metazoa, Chordata, Actinopteri, Cyprinodontiformes, Goodeidae. The record is from RefSeq and is a predicted model, not a curated record. Gene Ontology annotation, cellular component: plasma membrane. Bases 996 to 2009 code for a protein of 337 amino acids. The transcript has 4 exons.
GCAUAUUAAGUCUUUUUGAUUCAACGUGUCUGAACAUUUAAUCUGAAUUAUUUGGCAGCAACAUAGUGAUUCCAGAAAAAAAACUUUCUAAAAACAUUUAAUGGAAAUUCAAACAUGUAUGAAGAACAUUGUGUAUUUUGUCUGUCAUGUUGAAUACAUGCGUACGUUUCAUUAUUUUUUUUAUUUUAUCAAAUAGAAAAUUCAAAUAAACUUGCUUUAAAAAGUGUUUGUGUUUCCUUGUAUUGUAAAAUAUAACUUUAUUUCCAUUUAUAUCCAAGUAGGUUAAAAAACGAUUUUCUCUAAAGGUGUAUGAGCAUUCCUCUAUGACUAUCGUUGACAAAAAUGUGGUGAGAUUUAGUCAAAUGAAACUUAUAUGAGCAUAGAUGACAAAAAAAUGCAACUAGAACCACAUAACAUUUUAGUCAAAACAUAAAAAAAAAAAUGAAGUAUGUGCCGUAAAAAUCAACAGUGGUCUGAGUGAGUGACGGACAAUCAAAAUAGGCAUGAAAAAUGGCAUAUGUUAUAUUGGUGGCCAUUGCCCCCGAGGCCCCCCUUUGGCAGCGCCACUGCAAAAAUGUGAAACUGUGAGAGGUUUCUAAUGUAGUUUUUUACUUGGAUAAUAUGAAGUAUUUUUGUUAACUUUUUUCGAUCUGUGGGUCUUUUUAGAUAUGUUUUUAACCUUAAUGUCAUGUGUCACACUGUGACAGCACAGCUGCUACACUAGCUGAGAAAAAAUAAUCUAAGGACAAAAAUAAACCUGUUUCUUCCCUUUGCCAGCUGACUGACUUCUGCUUUGGGUUCCGGUUGGUGCAAACGUAGGCGGGGAGGGAGGGCUUAAAUGCAGAGUAAAAAAGUUGUGUUUGCCUCGUCUGGAUUGGGAGUUUUAAACUUCGCCUGCUUUUGAGGGAAAUCAUGACAACAUCUAGUUCAAAUUUGCUGCUCCAAGAAGUGUUAGGGGAAACUCUCAUCUAGCAGCCCGUUUUCGCUGUUAAAAUAUGAUGGCCAGCGGGAAUCAGACAGAGUUGUAUUUGUCUGAGCAGGUGGUGGUGUUGUGUACCUGCGCUCUGUCCUUCCUAGGCUCCUCUCUGAUCAUCCUCACACACAUUAUCUGGACGGACCUGAGGACCACCCCGCGGAGGUUGCUGGUUUUCCUCUCGGUGACUGACUGGCUGUCGGCCGUCUCCUACGCCUUCGGAGUCUGGAGUGUUUUCCGCACCGACUCGCCCGAAUGCGUCGCUCAGGGAGCCAUAUCCACUUUCGCGAACACGAGCAGUUUCUUUUGGACCGUGUCCAUCGCCGUGUACCUUUACGUGUUCAUCGUCAGGUCGAGCCAAAGGGUUGCUGACAGCCUGGUACUGUUGUUCCACCUGGUCAGCUGGGGUGUUCCUCUGAUCAUCACUGUCACCGCUGUGUGUCUCAACAAGAUCGGCUAUGAUGCAUCAGAGGUGUCUGUGGGCUGGUGCUGGGUCAGGAUACACGCUCCGGAUCGGGUCCUGUGGAUGCUGCUGACUGGAAAGAUCUGGGAGUUCCUGGCCUACCUCACUCUCCCUGUGCUCUACAUCUUGAUCAAGAGGCAUAUCCACAAAGCACACAUGGCCCUGUCAGAGUACCGUCCCAUCUUGGCCAACAGGCCGCCGUCGCAGUCUUUCUCGUCCAUGGCAGAUGUGAAGCUAACUCUCAUCCCCAUUAUUUUCAUCGUCCUGCGCAUUUGGAGCACGGUGCGCUUCAUCCUGCUGCUGGCUGACUCUCCAGUCAGACAGAACCCGGUGUUGGUCACACUACACGGUAUCGGCAACACUUCGCAGGGAGCUGCCAACUGUGUGAUGUUUGUUUUGUUUACUCAACCCAUCCGCUCUCGCCUAUGCACUGCGCUCUGUUGCUGCUGCUCUAAAUGUCGAGCAGAGGCGCAGCGUUCAGACGGUACCCCACAGAGGCACCAGGCGAGACAGGACUCGUCCACUCAGAGAGAAGAAGAAGAAGACACCAGUCGAGUGCAGACAGACAGAUGACGCCUCGCUCUGUAAUGAGUGAAUUUGGACUGGAUAGCUGUGGUGAAGGAAGCAGUGGAGGUUUCUAUCGUGCAGGAAGCCUCAUUAAGCAUGAGUUGGAGAUGCUGCAGUUGCAUCGUCUUUGUUACAUUUCUUGCACUUUCGGUGUUGGGUUGAUAUUACCUGAAGUUCACUGAUACUUACUUAAGCAGCGUUUCACCUAUAGUUCCUCUGCUGUUUCUUGGUUCUGUUACACCAAAUUAAGGACAGUUGACUGUAGCACCUCUAUUUAUCAUGUACUGUUACUAGGUUACCACUGUGAAGUUGAGCAGCUGGUUGUGCUUAGAGAAGAGAAGAAAAAUGUAAUCGCUGACUUUGUGUCCUGAAUAAAAUGUAAACCUUGUCCUUUAACAUGAGCUUCCAUCUUCACGCUGUUAAUGUUGCCUCAUAGAAGGUUUUGACACAUUACUGCAGAUGUGGUUUGUUUGAAUUCAGCUGAACCUUUCAGAAGGAAAUAUUGUUUCCUCUUUUUAAAAGUUCUUAUUCCAGUCCUGCAGCAGGAUCUUUGGUACUGAAUUUCCAUGGUGGUUUAAUCUGUGUUUGAUUACAUGUUUCUGCAACUAGAAAAAUCAUGCUGGGAUGUAAAAUGUAACAUGUCUGCUUGUGGGUUUGGUCGUUUUUUAGCACUGAUUAACUGAACUGAAUAAAAAUAUGCCUCAUGAUAACGUGAUAUCAGCAGAUGUUGCACCAUGUCUUAGUUUACCAACUCACUGUAAGUAUUUGGAAACUCAGAAGAACACUUCAUAGACUUUUAAAUGUACUGUGUUUUCUAACUUGUUUGGAUCGAAGUUGCUAAAUAUUUUACUGGUUUCACUGGUUUUUCUUCUGGCUUUCCUUUUUUUUUUCCUCAGUGAGAUAAAUCAGGUAUUUUCUCUGGACAAUUUAAUAUCCACAGUCCUUUUCUUCUUUGCUUUGCACAGUGUUAUUUUCAGUUGCCUUAUAGAAAAACUAAGACUUUCCUUAAAGUGGGGAAUGAACCUCUAGAUCUAGAUGAGUUUCUAGAUCUUGUCUGUGUGGGUUUUUGCUUUGCAUAGUUUUACAAAACUGUUCACACUAUUGAGUGUGAUACUUGUCUUACUGUACUUCUAUUGUCAUAAAUUUCUGCUGUUUCUCACCAUAUAUUUUUUUAAUUGUACACUAUAAUUAAAAAAAUUAACUAUUUACUAGA